Molecule: messenger RNA, 765 nt
Organism: Periconia digitata
Lineage: Eukaryota; Fungi; Ascomycota; Dothideomycetes; Pleosporales; Periconiaceae
Source: the annotation of a GenBank genome assembly
UUGAGCUUCCAUAUUCGCUGAUCUGUACAUGUUUUUCUGUUUUCGUGAGGGAAUUGUGUUUUUGCCAAGUGAUGUUGGCUUCUGUGGCCGAGGACACGCGUGACCGACCUCGUAUGAUGUUACCUGUCAAUAAAGAAAACUUGGAUUCGAGAAAGAGGAAAUACAAUCCUAUAUGUCUACUUUGGAGCUGACAAAUUUCAAGAUGUGGUUGUUGAUACCUAGAUGCUCCUACUGUUGUACACAUCUUCAACUGCUCCCGUCCACCAGAUACCACCAACCACCGAGGACUCUUGGAUUAUAAGCAUACUGUACAAAAUAUGCGGUGCUGAUGGGAUGCCUUACUCAAGAAACCGGACAUUUACUUAUCUACCUGCCUGCAUGAGUAAAUGACGAAACCAACCCGAACCAACCGGUAGGUAAAAUCAACCGUGUUUUCGGUUGCUCGCCUAUCUAAAUCCGUAUGUUCAUGGAGUGUGACGUGCGUGGAUACGGUUUCGAGGCAGUGCACGCCUUAUAUACCGGUCAACCUAACAUGACCAGACCUAACCUCAACUUGACCUACCUGCAUAUACGUACAAGUAUGCAAAAGGCCAAGGCAUACUGGUAGUUGUAUUGAAGCUAGAUGUAUACUCGAGAGGAGGUGACGAGCAGCGAGUCUGCUGAAGUACAUGUAUAUAUAACCUCUCAAGUAUCCCCAGGACUUGGAUAGAAUUGUCAAACAUCGGAAAGAUUUUUUUUUCGGACGGUCUGAUGGAUGCAUUAUAC